GCGGGCGGGCCAAUCGCCUCUCCGGCUCUCCCACCCACCUCCGCCUCCGAAUCUGCCUUCCCCAGUCCGACCGCGAACCGGGGGAGCCCCAAGCCGCGAAGCCACCUCCCGUCGUCUCCUUCUUCCUCGCCCCUUCGCCUCGCGUCCGGCCCAGCUAUAAAUAGUGUCUCCUCUCCGUCUCCUUCCUCACACAUCCCACGCCGAGGAAAAAAGGAAGCACGGCCAGCAUAUGUCACAGAGGGCCAGCGUCCCACACUCCUCCUGCAUAGCCUUCGCGCUCCAUUCCCAUCUCCUGGUCUCCAGUGAGAUGUGCCCCAGCUCCUAUUGGCAAUAGCCCCCCCUUCGCUAGCUAAUCUUACAUUUUCCCUCUUUCUUUCCUCUUUCUUUCGGUUUCGGUUUGCUCGAGCUUUCUUGAGCUUCCUUUUCUCUUCCGGAAAAAAAAGCUUCCUUUUUUCGGCUUUCUGGAUCUUUGGUCUCAAAUCCGACUCUGAUAAGAGGAGGAAGGAACCGAGACGAAGCAAUGGGACUGAAGGGAUUCGCCGAGGGCGGCAUCGCGUCCAUCGUGGCCGGGUGCUCGACCCACCCGCUCGACCUAAUCAAGGUCCGCAUGCAGCUGCAGGGGGAGGCGGCGGCGCCGCAGCCGGCGCUGCGCCCGGCGCUGGCGUUCCACGCGGGAACGCACACCGUGGCGCUCCCGCACCACGACAUCCCGGCGCCGAGGAAGCCCGGGCCGCUCGCCGUCGGCGCGCAGAUCCUGCGCUCCGAGGGCGCCAGGGGGCUCUUCUCCGGGGUGUCGGCCACCAUGCUGCGCCAGACGCUCUACUCCACCACGCGGAUGGGGCUGUACGACAUCCUCAAGACGAAGUGGACCAAGGAGAACGACGGCGUGCUAGCGCUGCACCGCAAGAUCGCGGCCGGGCUCAUCGCUGGCGGCGUAGGCGCUGCCGUGGGCAACCCGGCGGACGUGGCCAUGGUGCGGAUGCAAGCGGACGGGAGGCUCCCGCUCGCCGAGCGCCGGAACUACCGCAGCGUCGGGGACGCCAUCGGCCGGAUGGCGCGCAACGAGGGCGUGCGCAGCCUGUGGCGCGGGUCGUCGCUGACCGUGAACCGCGCCAUGAUCGUGACGGCGUCGCAGCUGGCCACGUACGACCAGGCCAAGGAGGCUAUCCUGGCGCGCCGCGGACCCAGCGCCGACGGGCUGGCCACGCACGUGGCGGCCAGCUUCACCGCGGGUAUCGUGGCCGCGGCGGCGUCCAACCCCGUGGACGUGGUGAAGACGAGGAUGAUGAACAUGAAGGUGGCUCCCGGCGCGCCGCCGCCGUACGCCGGUCCGGUGGACUGCGCGCUCAGGACGGUGCGGUCGGAGGGCCCCAUGGCGCUGUACAAGGGGUUCAUCCCCACGGUGAUGCGGCAGGGCCCCUUCACCGUGGUGCUCUUCGUCACCCUCGAGCAGGUGCGCAAGGUUUUCAAGGGCGUCGAGUUCUAAGGCCAAUCAUGGCGACCGGCGACGACGAUGACGACAACAACCACCACCGUGUUAGCACCAUGCCCCUCGCUGCUACGAAUAAUCGCUGCAACCCUAGAGGCGGAGAUUCGUACACCUUUGCAUCCCGUGUCAGCCUUGUUCCAUCUCGUCCUGCAUCCCAGUGUAUUUGGAUGGAUUUGACCAAAUGUUCUACGGAAAUUUGAAACAUUUUAUUAAAUCGCUA
Molecule: messenger RNA, 1709 nt
Organism: Phragmites australis (common reed)
Lineage: Eukaryota; Viridiplantae; Streptophyta; Magnoliopsida; Poales; Poaceae
Product: mitochondrial uncoupling protein 5-like
Exons: 1
Coding region: 521-1486 (321 amino acids)
Biological process (GO): mitochondrial transport; oxaloacetate transport; malate transmembrane transport
Cellular component (GO): mitochondrial membrane
Molecular function (GO): malate transmembrane transporter activity; sulfate transmembrane transporter activity; oxaloacetate transmembrane transporter activity
Source: RefSeq, a predicted model, not a curated record